UUCGACUCGAAUAGCGCUCAGAAACCGGGACCGGGAGCUUCGGAUAAACCUGCCGUAGAAAAUGAAAAUUGAGAAGAUAUUCGAUGAGCUUGGGCAUUUUCAAAGAUAUCAGGCAUGUUUGUACUUUGCGGCAGCCUUCCAAGUCAUUGCCUGUGGGAUCCACUACCUGUCUCGCCGUUUCCUGGUGGAGACACCAAACUUCGUGUGCCGUGGACCCGGCAACAUCACAGAUGUCCUGUACAGUAACCAAACGGGAUCCAGUCUGGAAGAGUUCCUGCCCUACUUCAAACCAGGAACCGGCCCCCUGGUGGUAAGAACAUCAGAUGGCGACCAGUGGGAGCUGAGCCAGUGCAGCUACGCCCUGCGCAUCGACCCAAGAGACUUUACGUACCAAUUUGAUGGUAACAAAACAGUAAGAGCCUGUGAUGGUAGCUUUGUUUAUGACAACAGUGAAGUCUACCAAAACAUUGUGACAGACUGGGACUUGGUGUGUGAAAGAGAGUGGCUGGCCAAGUUGUGCCAGCCCACCUUCAUGAUGGGCGUGCUGAUUGGUGCGCUGGUGUUUGGAGAUAUUGCUGAUCGGGUCGGUCGUGUGAAGAUUCUGAUGUUCACCAGCCUCUCUCAGUUUGUGCUUGGAGUUUGUGUGGCAUUUUCUGGAAACUACUAUAUAUUUGUGGUACUUCGUUUUCUUCUUGCUAUGGUAUCUAGUGGUUACCAGGUGGCGGUCUUUGUCUACGUGACAGAAUUCACCGGCAGUAAGGUCCGCACAUGGACCGCCAUACAUGUGCAUGCGGCAUUUGCUGUCGGCAUCAUGGUCGUGGCUCUGGUUGGCUACCUGGUGCGGGUGUGGUGGAUCUAUGAGAUCAUCCUUUCUUUAUGUACAUCGCCUUUCCUGCUCUUCUGCUGGAAGUUUCCGGAGACGCCAUUUUACCUCAUGGCCAAAGGGCGCUACCAGGAGACUCAGGCCCUGCUGGAAUCGAUCGCUCGCUGCAACGGGCUUGAAUGCAGGCUGAAAGCGGAGGACCUCCUGGAGUCUGAGGGCCAGGAUAGUGCAACUCUGCUGAAGAAGAAGGGAGAGGAUCAGCAGGCUACACCCGAAAGGAAGCUGUCCAUCCUGGAUCUGUUCACCCGAAGGUUGGCGGGUCGUACCUGCACUGUGUGGGCUAUCUGGUUCAUCGGCAGCCUGGGCUACUACGUCUUCUCUUUGGGCUCAGUCAACCUCGGAGGAAACCAGUACGUUAACCUCUUCCUUGCUGGUGCAGUGGAGCUUCCCUCUUAUCUGCUGGGCUGCUUUUGCAUGGACCGCAUUGGCAGGAAGAAGACCUGUGCCCCUGCUCUGCUGCUGGCCGGGGUCACGUGUUUCCUCAUCAUUGUGGUUCCUGCUGACAUCAAAGCACUAACCAUCGCUCUCAGCAUGACGGGGAAGUUUACCAUCUCCAUCGCUUUUGGGCUCAUCUACCUGUACACCUGUGAGCUUUACCCAACCAUCAUCAGGACUCUGGCAGUUGGCAGCAGUUGUAUGAUCUGCCGUGCUGGCAGCGUGGUGGCCCCGUUCUGUGUGUACCUGGCUGAUGUGUGGUUUUAUCUCCCUCAGCUCAUCGUGGGGAUCCUGUCUUUCGUUAUUGGGGUGCUGACACUGCUGUUGCCUGAGACGCUUGGCAAACCGUUAACCACGACGCUGGAAGAGGCCCACGAGCUGGGACGCAAACCCAGCAAGAAGAAUUCAGACCUGGCUUAUAAAGAAAUAGAGGACGGCUGUGAGAUGAAGCAACAAGAAGUGAAGGCCUGAAGUCACCGCGGAGGGAAGCCUAGAAACCAGCAACAAGAAGGGAAAAAACGGGAUGCGAUCGUUGCUGAAAACAGAAUGAAAAACAAAAAACACAAUUUUAACAGAAUUGCAGAACAGUUUCUUGUCUUAUUGUUCUGCGACCAACGGUUUAGGAGUCAUGUGGUCAUCAGACACUACAGAGCUGCCCGAGAGUCCAACUGGACGCACGCUUGUCUUACUGUCGGCAAGAAGUCUGAAACAUUAUCAGCACAUUAGAACCUUGUGUAGAAUGUGAGGCAGAUAUGGAUCCAGGAUUCUUUCUGGCUUUUGCCGAAGACACAAAGAUUAAAAUAAUAAUAAUUAUGGGUCUACAUCCAGUCUCACAUUGACCUUAAAACCAGAUAAAGUCUCUUGACCCCCUCCACAAAAUUUUAAAUGAACUCUGUAACUCUUUAAGAAAUCCUGUUAAAUCAGGGAGACGAACAAAAGUCACCAAUCGUAUACUAACGAUGAGCCAGCGAUACAGUGCCGAAGGUCUUUUCCAAUGGGCUCCAUUCUCCUUCACGUGCCAAAUUUUGAACUCCUAGUCAUGUUUCCACCAGAAGAAGACCAGUUCUUAAUCCGCCCCUCCUUGGACGAUGUCUUUGGUAACUCAGAACUGGUGGAAAUGUGCGUUGGUUCAGUAGACGGCGCCAACGUUCAACUGACCCUAAAUGGACCCGGUUGGUGGAAAAGAUCAAAUGGAGCGAGACACUCAUGUUCGCUAGCGUUGGUGAUCUAGCGCCAUCUGUUGCACUGUGAUUUACUUUCAGUGUUUGCAGAUCAAGCUGUCGUAUUAAAAUGCAUACGUGCCACGUUUAUGUCACAAACAUUUUUAAACAUCUCGCCUUUUAUUUUACAGUAUGUAAGUGCCUUUGCUUUGAUACCUGUGUUUGUUUUAACCCUCAGGGCAUCUGUUUUUGGAUAUCACUGUGAAAAUAUCAAAUGUACACUCAGUUUGUAGGUGUUCCAGAUAUCGUCUUCUUUAAGGUGAUGUUGGUAAAUUAUGUCAUCACAUCCGCGCAGGAUCGCUUGAUGACGGUGAAGACUCUUAUAAAAUUAAUAGCGGUAGCAGUAAUGCGUUACCAACAUUAUCGUUGGUUUACUGACAUACAGCAUUUUAAUAAUCAUGUUCUCUUGGAGAGUCUCUGGACAUUUUGUUUGUAUAUUCCCAUCAUAUGUCAUGUUCUUCCCAUGAUGCAUCACUACUACUAAAGGCUGCUGAACACUUGGGAGAGUUCAUGAAAUUAAGAUCUUCAUAAUGUUGUUGUUAGUUGGUGAUUUGUGCUUGAUUUACACUCUUGUACUCACAUUUCUGUCCAUGCCUCAAUAGUUGUAUGCAUGUUAGCAAGAUAUCUUAAAUACGCCAAAUCUGAUUUUGAUUAAACUUGGCAGGUACACUGGGCCUGUGGACGGGAGGAA
This is a messenger RNA of Thalassophryne amazonica, 3229 nucleotides long. It is a transcript of the gene slc22a16, whose product is annotated as solute carrier family 22 member 16. Lineage: Eukaryota; Metazoa; Chordata; Actinopteri; Batrachoidiformes; Batrachoididae. The record is from RefSeq and is a predicted model, not a curated record. Gene Ontology annotation, cellular component: membrane. Gene Ontology annotation, biological process: transmembrane transport.